Pygocentrus nattereri (red-bellied piranha) is the source of this 4418-nucleotide messenger RNA. RefSeq names its product aryl hydrocarbon receptor-like. Bases 270 to 3050 code for a protein of 926 amino acids. Gene Ontology annotation, molecular function: transcription cis-regulatory region binding; nuclear receptor activity; protein dimerization activity. The record is from RefSeq and is a predicted model, not a curated record. Gene Ontology annotation, cellular component: nucleus; aryl hydrocarbon receptor complex. Gene Ontology annotation, biological process: regulation of transcription by RNA polymerase II. NCBI's taxonomy places the organism in Eukaryota, Metazoa, Chordata, Actinopteri, Characiformes, Serrasalmidae. The transcript has 11 exons.
GCGCGGUCACGGGUCUGAAGUGGUGCGCGAGUCUGGAGGACCAAAACGAUAAGAAUGACGCCAUUAUCUAUUCUUUUUUAAAAAUAUAUAUUUUUUAGAUUUUCCUGAGCAGCUUUUAACUGAGUGUGAUGCGCCGUUUGACUCACAGCGACUUUUUAUUUCAGCUUCACGGCACUUGGAUUUAUAAACGAGCAUAAAAGCGGAUUUUUCUGCCGGACUCUCAUUUUGAGAGGUCCUUUUAUUCUGUACUUUAUACAGAAAACCUAAGGAUGUACGCUGGUCGUAAACGGAGGAAACCGGUGCAGCGAUCGGUGAAGCAGCCUCCACCUGAAGGGGCCAAAUCCAACCCUUCCAAGCGUCACAGGGAUCGGCUCAACUCGGAGCUGGAGCGGCUGGCUAGUCUGUUGCCCUUCCCCGAAGAGGUCACUUCCAGCCUAGACAAGCUUUCCAUCCUCCGCCUGAGUGUCAGCUACCUGCGUGCCAAGAACUUCUUCUCCGUUGCCCUGAAGAAUCACAACUCCAGUGGGGCGACUGCCAAUGUUGGGAACUAUGACAACGGCAAAGCUGUGGGAUUUACAGGCCGUCAGAUGCCAGAGGGUGAACUCCUACUGCAGGCCCUGAAUGGCUUCGUGCUGGUCAUCACUGCUGAAGGAAUGAUAUUCUAUUCCUCCCACACCAUCCAGGACUAUCUGGGCUUCCAUCAGACUGAUGUCAUGCACCAGAGUGUGUUUGAGCUCAUCCACACAGAGGACCAGCAGGAGUUGAGGAGGAACCUCCACUGGGCACUGAACCCCCCAGUGAUAACAAAUCAAACAUCUCUGGAGUCUGGCCAAGAUGCGCAUAGUUCCGGCUCCUCUCAGGAAACCUACAGCCCUGAGCAGCUGCCUCCUGAGAAUUCAUCGUUCCUGGAGAGAAACUUUGUGUGUCGCUUCCGAUGUCUCUUGGACAAUUCUUCUGGAUUUCUGGCUCUGAAUCUCCAGGGUAGGUUAAAAUUCCUGCAUGGCCAGGACCACUUUGGAGAAGACAGAACCAAAACACCACCCCAGCUGGCACUGUUUGCAAUUGCUACUCCACUCCAGCCACCGUCAAUCUUGGAGAUUCGGACCAAGAACAUGAUCUUCAGAACCAAGCACAAACUGGAUUUCACCCCCAUGGCUUGUGAUGCAAAGGGUAAAAUUGUCUUGGGCUACACUGAGGCUGAGUUGAGAGUUCGGGGGUCCGGAUACCAGUUCAUCCAUGCAGCAGAUAUGCUGUAUUGUGCUGAAAACCAUGUUCGAAUGAUAAAAACUGGUGAGAGUGGAUUGACAGUAUUCCGGCUCCUUACCAAGGACAACCGCUGGAAAUGGGUCCAAGCCAAUGCAAGACUAGUAUACAAGAAUGGCAAACCUGAUUACAUCAUUGCCACCCAAAGACCACUUCUGGAGGAGGAGGGUGGUGAACACUUGAGAAAACGCUCUAUGCACCUUCCCUUUACAUUUGCAACUGGGGAAGCAAUGCUCUACCAAACCAGCCAUCCAGUAGCAGGAUUUAAUGAACUCCAUCAAGGAAACGGAAAGAUCAGUAAAUCAAAAAAGGGGCGGACUGAUAAAUCCUCUGAGGAAGCUCUGGAUCCUUCUUCGUUGCUUGGUGCACUGAUGAGCCAAGAUGAAUCUGUUUAUGUAUGCCAGCCAGCUGUGGAGACCAAAAUAACAUUUCAGAACAGCCUGUUUGGCACAUUGGAAACCCUACCUUGCUGGUCUGAGAGUGACUCUGGGAUUCUUAGGAACUGGGAUCAAACAGGUAAUGACAUAUUGGGUCCAGAGCCACCUGACACAAGUGCUGACCCACUAUUAGCCACCUUAGACUCUUUGGCCCUAAGCAAUGAUGUUAUUGGUGGUUCAGAGGACUGCUCCAAUGGAGAACUGUUUGGAGCUCUGGAGGGCCUCGGAUUAAGCGCGGAAGACCUGGAGCUGCUUCUUCUUGAUGAGCGCAUGAUUCAAGUGGACAUGGACCCAGAUCAUGUUCCUACUCUUGACGACCUUCUCACCAAUGAUGAGAUACUGUCUUUCAUACAUGACUCUCUUGAGCAAAAAUGUGAGAUGGAAAGCCAGUUGCCCUCUCCAGCUUCUGUGACUAUGACCACCUUGGUGCCUGAAACCUACACCACAUCGACGUCUAAUGUGCACGUCCCAUGUAUACCUCUUAGGCCACCUUGUGAUCAGCGACCCAUUGUCCACCUGUCCCAACAGAUGCAACUGCACCUCAGUCUGAGGCACACUCCACCAAAUCCAGACAACCUGUCCCAGCAUGGAAACCAGUCAAAGAAACAUUUGGAAAAUGGACUUGCACUCCAUACUGUGACCAGCACCAGGACACUCAGUGGCCAACAGACUGUUCCAGACAGCAGUACCUCAGUAGUCAAAGUUAAUGCCAAACAGCUCUUCCAUUUACAACAGUACCAUCAACAGCAACAGCAGUGGCCUAUACAACAAAGCCAGUCUUCCCAGUCCCACCAUCCUGUCACUCAAAACUGUAACAUCAAUGGACUACACACUGUCAAUUCAGGUCAUGCUGUGAACCUAAACCAAGAGCAUGGCUUCUGUUACGACAGUCAAGCACACACAACCAUCAGUGUCCCUUGCCUUCACAAUGGACACACAUCAGUUCAUUCCCAAGUGGAUGAAUACAAUAUGGCUGAUAUUUCUUGUAUGAAUUUUGUAGACAAUGGACAGUUGUCUCUGGAAAACGGAAUUCACGAGGAGACCACAGUUCCUUUGCAUCAAAGGGUUGAUCAGAAGGAGCAGCUGGCCCAAAUGUUGUCUAGUUUUUCACAGCAUAUCCUGUGUGUUGGGCAGACUUGCGGACACGUGCCCUCACAGGACCCUUUCGGAAUGUUUACCUCAGAGCUUCAAGACACACAACAGAGCAAGGUGAACAGUGGGCACAUCCCCAGUGGCACCUGUGCAGCUGGCGUGCCAAAUGGAAGUGUGGUGGCGCCUCCUAGUGGCAUUCCUCAACCUGAGCCCCUCUCAGGUCUUCCAGAUCCACAGCCAUCAGGGUUCAUCCUUUGACAGGAGCACAGCGGUUUCUGUCAGCAAGAGAUUAAAGAAACUUGAAAUGGAUUAAAAGUUCCUUCAUGUCCUUUAUUUAGCAUUAUUGAAUUUCUGUUUCCACAUCAUUACUGUCAUCUGACUGUUACCAGAUACCGCAUCCUUAUAUCCUCAUUCAUUUAUAUCUGUUUUGUCUUUAAUCAGUUGUUCAUGAUUGUAAUUGUUAGCGGUAUUUGACUGCACUGUAGCUUUUUGUAUUUGGACUGUUGUUAAAAUUUACAUAGUAACCCCUCCUCACCAAGAAGAACAAACACACGUCAGUUGUGCUGUUAACACUGUGUACGGGUUAGAAAUGUUUUUUUUUUUUUAUUGAUUUUUUGUUAUUGUCUGAUUAUAGCUCACUUUAAAGUGCACAAUUUAACCCAAUAAUAUAACAUAACUGCCAUUUAAACUGAAACUACAACAAUGACACAGUUUUCUUACCAUUUAAUUAGCCUUUGACAUGUUCAUUGUCCUGUAAUGCAGUAUUCCAUAGCUCAUCAGUGUAUCCUUCAAUCUCAUUUGUUUGACAGAAUUCGAGAUUAUAUAUUAUUUUCAUGUUGUGUCACUACAAUACCCAGCAUGCACUCGCCAAAAUUUCAUCAUGCAGUCUUUGGGAAUCCGUCCCCACUGUGAUAAGGAGAUGCACUGAUGUAGAUACUAAUGAAUACAGAUGAGAUAUUUGGCAGGAACAUCUGCUCUCUGGACUAUUUUGGCACCAAUCUAGGAAGCAAGUAGGCGUUUUUGCAACAGAUGAAGCAAUGAUUCCAUUUUCAUUUAGGCCAGAACGUCCGUUUAACUUCAAAUAUUAAGAUUUCCAAACCGUUGAAGAAUCAGAUGCUGUCCUUAAAUGGAAAAAGGAAGCAGACAUUUGUAAUAGCUUGACGAAAAACAGCCAAGACAUUGUGUAGUUUCUGAAACAGCAUUUUGAAAGUUUGUUCACAUGAAAUGGAACUUAACUCAGGACAAUGAUGGCAAAGUACUGCAUAUGUUUCUUACUUCUUAGAGAUUCACAAAUCAUGUUCCUUUGCUACACACACGUUAGUUCUUUUUAACAAAGUAUUUUGUUGUUUACAGUAUAUUUAAGUACUAGUGCUAUUGUAAGUAGGCUGAAAUGUAUAUAUGAUGAUGUGACAAUCAAAUGAAAUUUUGAAACUGAUCUAUACAAUCAGAGGGUGGGGUUUACUUUUUUGUCAUGAAGUAUUUAAAAACACUGCUGCUGCUCACAGAUGUACAGACUGUGCUGUCAUACGUUACUCAUCACUGUACAUAAAUGAACAUUUCAUUUCUAUUUCAAAUGAGCUACAGGGUAAAAAGAGAUGGAACGGACAAUAUGGUGCCAUAUAUAUU